Onychomys torridus (southern grasshopper mouse) is the source of this 4336-nucleotide messenger RNA. RefSeq names its product argonaute RISC catalytic component 3 (gene Ago3). The transcript has 19 exons. The record is from RefSeq and is a predicted model, not a curated record. NCBI's taxonomy places the organism in Eukaryota, Metazoa, Chordata, Mammalia, Rodentia, Cricetidae. Gene Ontology annotation, molecular function: protein binding; RNA binding. Gene Ontology annotation, biological process: regulation of stem cell proliferation; regulatory ncRNA-mediated gene silencing. Bases 224 to 2806 code for a protein of 860 amino acids.
CGGCGGCCGGCGGGUCGGGGAGCGGUGCACGCGUCAGCGGCUGCGGGCGACGCCAGUUCCGGACCGGGCUUCAGCGUCCUCGCCCCACGCCUCUCUCUGUUCUCGCCCAGCGGCGGGCUCUCUCCAGACCGUGGCUCUCCUGCCCCGAGCUGUCGGAGGGCGUCCCUUCCUGGCCUCAGCGGCGGCACCGUUCUCUCGGGAAGCACUCCCCCCAGCUCCAUGAAUGGAAAUCGGCUCCGCAGGACCCACUGGGGCCCAGCCCCUACUCAUAGUGCCCAGAAGACCUGGAUAUGGCACUAUGGGCAAACCCAUUAAGCUGCUGGCUAACUGUUUUCAAGUUGAAAUUCCAAAGAUUGAUGUCUACCUCUAUGAGGUAGAUAUUAAACCAGACAAGUGUCCUAGGAGAGUGAACAGAGAAGUAGUUGACUCAAUGGUUCAGCAUUUUAAAGUGACUAUAUUUGGAGACCGUAGACCAGUGUAUGAUGGGAAAAGAAGCCUUUACACAGCCAAUCCACUUCCUGUGGCGACUACUGGGGUAGAUUUAGAUGUUACAUUACCUGGGGAAGGUGGAAAAGAUCGACCUUUCAAGGUGUCAGUCAAAUUUGUAUCUCGGGUGAGUUGGCAUCUACUGCAUGAAGUACUGACUGGACGGACCUUGCCUGAGCCACUGGAAUUAGACAAGCCUAUCAGCACUAACCCGGUCCAUGCCGUUGAUGUGGUGCUACGACAUCUGCCCUCCAUGAAAUAUACGCCUGUGGGGCGUUCCUUUUUCUCAGCUCCAGAAGGAUAUGACCACCCUCUGGGAGGGGGCAGGGAAGUAUGGUUUGGAUUCCAUCAAUCUGUUCGACCUGCCAUGUGGAAAAUGAUGCUAAAUAUUGAUGUUUCUGCCACUGCCUUCUACAAAGCACAGCCUGUAAUUCAGUUCAUGUGUGAAGUUCUUGACAUUCAUAACAUUGAUGAGCAACCCAGGCCUCUGACUGAUUCUCAUCGGGUAAAAUUCACUAAGGAGAUAAAAGGUCUGAAGGUUGAAGUGACUCAUUGUGGAACAAUGAGACGGAAAUACCGUGUUUGUAACGUAACAAGAAGGCCUGCCAGCCAUCAAACCUUUCCUUUGCAGUUAGAAAAUGGCCAAACUGUGGAGAGAACUGUAGCUCAGUACUUCAGAGAAAAGUACGCUCUUCAGCUGAAGUACCCUCACCUUCCCUGUCUGCAAGUGGGGCAGGAACAGAAGCAUACGUACCUGCCUCUGGAAGUCUGUAAUAUUGUGGCUGGGCAACGGUGUAUCAAGAAACUAACCGACAAUCAGACUUCUACUAUGAUUAAGGCAACAGCAAGAUCCGCACCAGAUAGACAAGAGGAAAUUAGCAGAUUGGUAAGAAGUGCAAAUUAUGAAACAGAUCCGUUCGUUCAGGAGUUCCAGUUUAAAGUGCGGGAUGAAAUGGCCCACGUAACAGGACGCGUACUUCCAGCACCCAUGCUCCAGUAUGGAGGACGGAACCGGACAGUGGCAACACCAAGCCACGGCGUGUGGGACAUGCGAGGGAAGCAAUUCCACACAGGAGUUGAGAUCAAAAUGUGGGCCAUAGCUUGUUUUGCCACACAGAGGCAAUGCCGAGAAGAAAUACUGAAAGGUUUCACCGACCAGCUUCGAAAGAUUUCCAAAGAUGCGGGGAUGCCUAUCCAAGGCCAGCCAUGCUUCUGCAAAUAUGCGCAGGGAGCAGACAGUGUGGAGCCCAUGUUCCGACAUCUCAAGAACACAUACUCGGGACUGCAGCUCAUCAUUGUCAUCCUGCCAGGGAAGACACCUGUGUAUGCGGAGGUGAAACGUGUAGGAGAUACACUUUUGGGUAUGGCCACACAGUGUGUGCAAGUCAAGAAUGUAAUAAAAACAUCUCCUCAAACUCUCUCAAACUUGUGCCUAAAGAUCAAUGUUAAACUUGGAGGAAUCAAUAAUAUUCUUGUACCUCAUCAAAGACCUUCUGUGUUCCAGCAACCAGUGAUCUUCCUGGGUGCAGACGUCACUCACCCGCCUGCUGGUGAUGGGAAGAAGCCCUCCAUUGCUGCUGUUGUAGGUAGUAUGGAUGCCCAUCCAAGCAGAUACUGUGCCACAGUACGGGUUCAGAGACCUCGGCAGGAAAUCAUUCAGGACUUGGCCUCCAUGGUCCGGGAGCUGCUCAUCCAAUUUUAUAAGUCAACCCGAUUCAAACCUACUCGCGUUAUCUUUUAUCGGGACGGCGUUUCAGAAGGACAAUUUAGACAGGUGUUGUACUAUGAGCUACUGGCAAUUCGAGAAGCCUGUAUCAGUUUGGAGAAAGACUAUCAACCUGGAAUAACCUACAUUGUAGUUCAGAAGAGGCAUCACACGCGACUGUUCUGUGCUGACAGAGCAGAAAGGGUGGGGAGAAGUGGGAACAUUCCCGCUGGGACCACGGUGGACACCGACAUCACCCACCCGUUCGAGUUUGACUUCUAUCUGUGCAGCCAUGCAGGCAUCCAGGGAACCAGCCGCCCUUCACACUACCAUGUCCUAUGGGAUGACAAUUGCUUCACUGCAGAUGAACUCCAGCUGCUGACUUACCAGCUCUGUCACACCUACGUGAGGUGCACGCGCUCCGUCUCUAUCCCCGCUCCAGCGUACUAUGCUCACCUGGUGGCAUUCAGAGCCAGAUACCAUCUUGUGGACAAGGAACAUGACAGUGCUGAGGGAAGCCACGUUUCAGGACAGAGCAAUGGGCGGGAUCCACAGGCUCUUGCCAAGGCUGUACAGAUUCACCAAGAUACCUUACGCACAAUGUACUUCGCUUAACAAGUCCAAGUGUGUUCUCUGAGAGGAAGAGCUGAAAGACCAGUCAACAUACAGUGUAUGUUUCAGUAGAGCCGGAUCCCUGGGGACACUCCAGCCAGCCACACAGAGGCCAACACUAUGUAGUGUCUGGGCCUUUUGUUGACCACAGGAAUCUGUUCACUUUGUCAAGGAACGUAGUACCAUUAUGCACUAGGAAACCAGCCAGCUGCUCUUUUGCAGUCUCCUGUAGGAAGCAUCGCGGUUGUUUGUUUUCACUUCUUACUGUCUAACCCUUUUAAUGCCUUUACCUCAAGUCGCUUGGCAGCACAACUAUCUUUGCAAAAAAGUAAAGAAAAAGUGAAUGAUGAUUUAAAAACGCAAACCUACACAAAUAAUGAUUGUUCAGUUAUAUGUGCAGAAAGAGUAAUGUGCAUUCAUCUAUUCUUGUAAAGGAGUCUGUAUUUUAAAUACACACGUGUGUACUUCAUGUGCAUAUAUAUCUAGAUCUAGAUUAAUGAUAUAUAUGUAUCUGUGUAUCUGUUUUCUAGUUCAUUCCACUGGGGAACUUUCUUUUCCUUGUACCCUUUUUAGGCCCCUGACAUUUCUGUCACUCCCCACUUGCCUUCAGCAUCUACACUUUUGUCCAUAUCGCUACAAAUGACACUCACCUGUUCUCAUAUAGGGUUCAUUUGAAGUAAAGCAUGGCAAACUAGAUUCUGUUUUCACUUUAGGCCCCUGCUCCUAGCUCCAGUCUCAUACACAGUUCUGAGUCCUGGGCUCCUGGGGCCAUGUUUGUCAGUGUCUGCUCCAUCUUGCUCUGGACUCACCUUUGCCGUGUGUGCACUGUGCAUAGGAACAGUGGCAGCCUGAGUAUUCCUUUCUGUAGUGAGUGUGGUAAAGCUGCUAUAAAUGCAAAACCUUGUCCGAAGACUUUCUGAUCACUGACAAAUGUUCUAAAGCCUCUGUCUGUGUGAGUCAUACCUGGAAAUCCCUUAAGCUUUUAUAAAGGGUAAAUAUUUUACAAAUCCGGAGACUCUGUAGGAUGGAAAGAGAAAAGGAAUUAGGGGGUUUUGUUUUUUGCUAAUUUACUUACUGCCCUCACACCUUAAUGUGAUUUUCAUGUAUGUUUUGUAUGUGUAUGUGUGUAUAUAAACAUAUAUGUAGGUUGCAGUACAGCUCCUUUGGCUUUUAUAUUCAUUAGCAUAGUGCUUUAACAAUUAAUUAUCAACCGCAUUGGCUACAUCUUUUAUAGUAACGUAAUCAUGUUUAAGGACAGAUUAGCCUCUCUCUUUUAGUGCAGUAAGCAGUUUGAAAGUUGUGUUUGUCGUCUUCACCACGGACAGCAGGAAAAAGAGACACCUCUGUUAUUUUAAAGGGGCAAAGUAAUACAGCCAUAAUGUCAGGAGAGCUUCCUAUUUUCAGUUUUAAAGCAUGUCCUUAAAAUCGCAGUCAAGGAAGUAAAACCAACCAAAAGAGCCUCACUAGAGACCAGAAACACAGCUGCACUUCACUUUUUAAAAAUGACAGUGAUAGGCGGGCGGUGGUGGCACA